GAUAAGAUAAAGGGGUGAAACAGGGGCAGAGUGGAAUAGACAUAGCUUUAGGCAUGGCAGCCAGAAUUGGUUCAUGCAUGAUUCUGCCUGCAAAGGAAAGAAUUAGUUGUUGUAUAAGUACUCAACCAAUCUCAAUACCCGCCAUUGAUGAUCAUCAUGGCCAUGAUCAUGGGAGAAGAAGAAGAAGAUCAGGACUCCUCCUUAUAUCCACAUUAUUACUUGCAACCUCUUCAAAAGCAAAAGCAGCAGAUACUAAUAAUGAUCAAGCUCAACUCCUUCAAAAAUACCUGAAGAAAUCAGAGGAAAACAAAGCCAAGAAUGAUAAAGAGAGACUAGACAAGUAUUACAAGAGAAAUUACAAGGAUUACUUCGAUUUUGUUGAAGGGUCUGUUAAGGGGAAAACCAGAGAUCAACUCUCUGAGUCAGAGAAGGCAAUUCUUGAUUGGCUUGAAGCCAACAAAUAGAUCCAGACUUAAUUUAUAUCAUCAAUAUUUCAUCAUUCUUUCUAUCUUUGUUUGAAUACAUUAUGCCAGUCUUUAAUUUUUUCUUAUGAUUAAACAUGACUACUAUUA
Molecule: messenger RNA, 572 nt
Organism: Impatiens glandulifera
Lineage: Eukaryota; Viridiplantae; Streptophyta; Magnoliopsida; Ericales; Balsaminaceae
Exons: 3
Coding region: 54-464 (136 amino acids)
Biological process (GO): photosynthesis
Cellular component (GO): photosystem I
Source: RefSeq, a predicted model, not a curated record